AUGCCAGUCCGACUGACUGCGGCGCAAAAAGAGGUCCUCGCCCUCUACAGGAAGGGGUUACGGUGUAUCCGUACCAAGCCAGUCGAAACGCGGUACAACUUCACCCUGUACCUGCGUCACUUUUUCCGGCAUCCAGAUAUGGGCGGCGGCCUGACGCGCCGCGACAUCUCGGCCAUCGAGUACAUGAUGCGCCGCGGCCGUCGUCUCGUCGAGGACACCUUUGAACCGCCGGGCAUCCGCGACGUCAGCCUGCCCAGCCCGACGCGGCAGCAGAUGCACGACCUCGGUCUCGCGGCUUGGUGGAAGGGUAGACCCCGCUCCUGA
Pseudozyma flocculosa PF-1 is the source of this 324-nucleotide messenger RNA. RefSeq lists its product as uncharacterized. Bases 1 to 324 code for a protein of 107 amino acids. The record is from RefSeq and is a predicted model, not a curated record. The transcript is spliced from 2 exons. Lineage: Eukaryota; Fungi; Basidiomycota; Ustilaginomycetes; Ustilaginales; Ustilaginaceae.